AUGAAUAUCUUCGUGGGGGAGUGUUGCUUCCUCACCUUCUGCCGGAUGAACCACAGUUGCUUCCCCAACGUGGUGUACAUCAGCGAGAAGAGGCAGUUCCGUGCCUUGCGGAAGAUUCAGAAGGGCGAGGAACUCUUGCACUCAUACCUGGGCCGGGAGCUUCUGCUCCCCACCGAGCUUCGGCGGCGCCUCCUGUGGCGCUCCAAGGCCUUCGAGUGCGACUGCACCCGCUGCACAGCAGAGGAGGAUCCGAUGCGCCGGGUGGCUUGCCGGAGCUGUGCUCAUGCCAAGGAGCACUAUGAGGUGAUCUUUCACCCGGGCGUGUGGUUGCGGUCGGAACCCAGCUUGCAGGGAAAGCAGCUGGCCUUUCUGAAUGAAGGACAACGGCUCAAGGCGACUGGAGAGAGGAGUGGAUCAUGGAUCCAUGUGAAGGUGGAGCGGCAGGUCGGCUGGGUGCUGACCAACGGGCGAUCCUUAUCGCCUCCCUUGCAGAAGAUGCUCUGCCUGCCGCUGGAUGCGGAGUCGUGGCGUGUCGUGGCGGAUCCCUACGACGGGCUGCCGCUGCCUGAGUGGCCAGGAUGGCGGCUCUGGCAUGAAGCCGCGCUUCUGUUCUUGCCAGUGGAUGAUGUGCAAACUCCAGUGGCGGAAGACGAGACCCAGGAGGAAGCCUUUUCCCGCGAGAUCUUAGAGCAGCUUCCUGCCGACCUGGACCUUCCCUGUGCAGCCUUCACACAAGACAGCCCUUGCUGCCGCUUUUUGGGCGACCGCUGGUCAUGUCCCAGCUGCGGCGAAGAGGUGGCCGACCUGACCAGUGAACGGCUCCUAGGGCGCCUCGCCGAGCGGACGUUCUUCACCCCAAAGAUGACCCCUGCCUUGGGCUCGGUGAGUGCGAAAGCUGGAACUUCCGCCUUGAAGAUGGUGAAGCGUCUCUUUGUGCGGCAAGCCUUCGAACUGAGCGCUUCUUGCAGCCAGCGUUUGGGACCUCGCCACUGGUCGGUGCAAUGGGCCCGUUUGUUCUUGGUGGAUCUGGCCAUCUCUCGGCUAAACUACGGCGUGGGCCGUUUUCCAGCCUUGGGGAUACUGCUCCUGGACGCGCUCCAGGAGCUGUGGAGCUGGUUGACCACAUUAGACUUGUCCCAUGACCCCAGCUGUUUCCUCUUGACCCGGACCUUAGAGGCACAACACCUGCUAGGCAAUGACCCAGAUCCUUUGGUCCAGCAGAAGCUCAGAACGCCGCACCACGCAGCCAUUUUCUCCAGAGCCUGA
Messenger RNA from Durusdinium trenchii, 1266 nucleotides. The record is from the annotation of a GenBank genome assembly. NCBI's taxonomy places the organism in Eukaryota, Dinophyceae, Suessiales, Symbiodiniaceae.